AUGGCAGUGGCAGGCAGAAAGGGCACUACGGCCUCCCCACACAUCAGCAUCACCACCACGGCUUGGCCAGGCUCCCUGGACAGCUGGCUUAGCUGGAUUCCAUUACCCAAAUGGGCACUCAUCACCGUGGCUGUGGCAGGGGCUGUUCUCCUCCUCCUCUUCCUCAUCUGCAUUGUCAAGUGCUGCUGCAGCAAGAAGAAGCCCAAGAAGAAGGAGAGGAUCGGCCUGUGUGCCGUCAACAACUCCACCACGACCAACCUUGUCCAGCCUGAGAUGGAGGACUUGGAGUGGGAAGUAGAGCAGAAGCGGCGAGGAAAGCUGCAGUACUCCCUGGAGUACAACUUCCGCAUACAGGAGCUGAAGGUUGGUGUGAAGCAGGCGGUUGAGCUGAAGGCCAUGGACAGUGGUGGCACGUCUGACCCAUAUGUGAUUGUCUACCUAACGUCUGAUAUGAGGAAGAGAUAUGAGACCAAGGUUUACCGCAAGACCCUGAACCCCAUCUUCAACGAGAGCUUCACUUUCCAGGUACCCCAGGCUGAGGUGUCUGAAUCCACACUGGUGAUGCAGAUCUAUGACUUCAACCGCUUUGCCAAGCAUGACAUCAUUGGUGAGGUGCGGCUGCCCCUGGCCAGUGUCAACCUGCAGCAUGUCAUCGAGCAGUGGAGUGACCUGGCGGUGGCCAGUAAAGUGGAGGAAGAGCAUCUGGGUGAGAUCUGCUUCUCGCUGCGCUACGUCCCCAGCACUGGCAAGCUGACAGUGCUCAUCCUGGAAGCCAAGCAGCUGAAGCGGAUGGACUCUAAUGGACUCUCAGAUCCUUUUGUCAAGGUGCAUCUCAUACUGAACAGAAAGAAAUGGAAGAAAAAAAGGACAAGUGUGAAGAAAAACACCUUAAGCCCUUACUUCAACGAGGUGUUUGUUUUUGAGGUGCCUUUCAGUCAGAUCCAGAAUGUGGACGUGGUCAUCUCUGUCUGGGAUCAUGACAAAGUGACCAAGAAUGAGCCCAUCGGCAAACUCUUCCUGGGCUGCCGAGCCACAGGCAACCAGCUGCGGCACUGGUCCGACAUGCUGUCCAACCCACGCCGGCCCCUCGCCCAGUGGCACAUCCUGCAGCCCCCAGAGGUGGUGGACAAAGCCCUGGGACUGAAGUCCCACCUCAAGCUGCCCCUGCACUCCAGAUAGUGGGGGUCUCCUUCUCCACCCAGGGAGCAGGAUGGUGGGCUUGUGGAGGAGCUUCUGCUCAGCAAGCUCUAGACAUGUUGGUCCCAGCUCAUUGUCAGCAAAGAGAGGACUGGGACUCCUUCUGGCCAAGAGAUGAUCUGGCUGCUGGUGCAACUCAUGCUCUGUUUAAUGCCUGGGGCAGGACAGCUCAGCAUUCCAGGACAAGGAUGUGGAGCAGAGGGUGCUAGAGGUGAUGGUAUGGAUGCAGGAGCCAGCUCAUCCCAACUGCUCAUGGGCUCGGGGGGUGGGGGAAAUACUCAGAGC
Molecule: messenger RNA, 1482 nt
Organism: Sturnus vulgaris (Common starling)
Lineage: Eukaryota; Metazoa; Chordata; Aves; Passeriformes; Sturnidae
Gene: SYT8
Product: synaptotagmin 8
Biological process (GO): calcium ion-regulated exocytosis of neurotransmitter; synaptic vesicle endocytosis
Cellular component (GO): exocytic vesicle; dense core granule; axon
Molecular function (GO): SNARE binding; calcium-dependent phospholipid binding; phosphatidylserine binding
Source: RefSeq, a predicted model, not a curated record